CAUUCAGCUUCAGAAAUCUGGGUGUGACUACAGUCAGGUAAACCUCUUGUAUUCGGAAGAAAUAACAAAUAGAGAGCUCCAAUGGAUAUUGUUGAUGGUCGUAUAGGAUCAUAGCUGCAGCUUUGAAAAGAAGCCAGGCUCCCUGCCUACCCACUCACCAAAGCAAUGGCAAUGCCAGAAGUUAAUGGAACUUUUUCUAACAGCUACAGGAACCCUGCAUUUGAGGAGGAUAUAAGUGACUUCCCAAACAAGAAUGAUGAUACUGCGUUUAGAAACAGGAACUUGGAAAAAGGCCAUUCAUUCCACCUGAACCAGAAUGAAACCAACAUUGAUAUUGGCAGAGAUCAUCAAAUACACAAACAUGAAGCAGAAGACAACGAUUCCAAAGGGUAUCUUGAAAAUAAAUAUGAUACUGUCAUUCGCUUUUUCAAGAAACAUGAAACCAGAAUUCGAUACAUAAUUUAUGGAAUACUCAUAGCAGCUUACCUGGCAAUGGUAAUUGCGGCCUGUAUCUUGAAUUUUCGCAGAGCCUUGGCCCUCUUUGUGCUCACUCUUCUGGGCAUCUUUUUCAUCUGUUGGGACUUUUUGAUAGCCAGAUAUGAAGACAGAAUCACAGAAUUUCUUUCUCCUUGUAGAACAUUUCUGAAAAACCAGUGGUUUUGGCUGAAAUGGGUAGUAUGGAUUGCACUAACAGCUGCCGUCGUGUGCUGGCUUGUCUUCGACACUGCCAAGCAAGGAACCAACCAACUCAUUUCUUUUGGUGGGCUUGUAAUGUAUGUUCUCUUGAUGCUGAUAUUUUCCAAAUACCCAACCAAAGUUGUAUGGAGACCAGUUAUCUGGGGAAUAGGAUUACAAUUUAUUCUUGGAUUAAUAACCUUGAGGACAAAAGUAGGAUUUGACUCAUUCAGUUGGCUGGGACAGCAAGUGCAGACCUUUUUGGAAUACACAAAUGCUGGUGCUGAGUUUGUGUUUGGAGAAAAAUAUACUGAUCACUUUUUCGCCUUCAAGGUGCUGCCUAUAGUCAUCUUUUUCAGCACAGUGAUGUCCAUGCUUUACUACAUUGGAUUUAUGCAAUGGCUUAUUAAAAAGGUUGGAUGGAUAAUGCAAAUUACCCUGGAGACAAGUCCAGUUGAAUCUUUAGUUGCAGCAGGCAAUAUUUUUGUUGGACAGUCAGAAUCUCCUCUCUUAGUGAAGCCUUAUUUGCCCUAUGUAACCAAAUCUGAACUCCAUGCUAUUAUGACAGCAGGAUUUGCCACCAUUGCUGGAAGUGUCUUAGGAGCAUAUAUUUCUUUUGGGGUGUCAGCUUCCCAUUUGCUAACGGCUUCUGUAAUGUCAGCACCUGCAGCAUUGGCGAUUGCUAAACUCUUUUGGCCUGAGACUGAGCAACCUCAGAUAACUCUACAGCAGGGCACAAAACUGGGGAAAGGGGAUUCCCAAAACUUGUUGGAAGCAGCCAGCCAAGGGGCUUCUUCCUCGAUUCCACUGGUGGCAAACAUUGCGGCAAGUCUCAUUGCGUUCCUUGCCUUGCUGUCUUUCUUUAACGCAACUUUGUCUUGGCUGGGGAACAUGUUCAACUAUCCACAGUUAAGCUUUGAGAUCAUUUGUGCCUAUGCCUUUAUGCCAUUUUCUUUCAUGAUGGGAGUAGACUGGGAAGACAGCUUUAUUGUUGGUGGACUCCUGGGUUACAAGACCUUCUUCAAUGAAUUUGUGGCUUAUAAGCAGCUUUCAAAUUUGAUCCAUCAGAGGAAAGCAGGAGGGGAAAUGUACAUCAAUGGUGUCAAACAAUAUUUAAGUGUCCGAUCAGAAACAAUCGCCACGUAUGCCCUCUGCGGAUUUUCAAACUUUGGUUCUUUGGGAGUGGUAAUUGGAGCACUGACAUCAUUGGCACCCUCCAGGAAGAGAGACAUUGCAAGGACAGCCUUCAGGGCUAUGAUUGCUGGAACAGUGGCCUGCUUCAUGACAGCUUGCAUUGCAGGAAUAUUAUCUGUUGCAGAAGAUCCAUGCACUGCUGUAUUAGGAAACAACUUCAACAUGACUAGCAAUAGUACAGAAAUAGUUGCAUGCUGCUUAAACCUCUUUAACAGGGCAAAUGGUUCCACAGAAAUCUUCUUGAAAGCAAGCAACAACUUGACUUUGGCUGGAUGUUGCACUCUUCUGUACCAACCCACAAUUAACUGCAGCUGGACCACUGCAUUACCUUAAACUCUAGACAUUUUUCUAUGAGGAAUAUGUACAGACAUUUUGCCUCACUGGUGAUUUGACAGGAAAAGGAUGAUGGUAAACUCACCUUGUUGCUGCUGUACAUAAGAUUUAUCUUGCUUUCAGUUUAAACUAGAUUGGCAGCUAAGGACAUCUUUCAGCAUAAAUGGAGUCAAUGGGUAAGUGUUUGUGCUCCAUAUUUAUCUUUGACCUCUUGGGUCAUAAUAUAAGUACGUAUGUGAUAAAGAAGAAACUUAAAUAUUUGCCGCUAUUUCGAAGGCGUAUUUAAAACAGCUCAGAAAAUCUUUCUUGCUUUUCCUUCUCGACUUACGAAAAAACUGGAAGAGAGUUUUCAGUUGAAAAUCUGGAGCACUUUAUAUACAGUAAUUUCUUCCACUGUGAUAAAAUUGCCUUACUGUGCUACAAAGUAUAUAUACUUUUUAAAAAAAACUUGGAAUUAAUUCCAUUUAUUGCAAUGGGACAUAUAUCCAAGUAGAUGGGAUGUGCAUUGCCUUACUUACUCCGAGGAUUAAAAAACAUGAUUGUAGUUUUGUCAUUACAGGAAUUAAGAGAUCUUCUGCGGAAGAGCUCAGUAUGUGCCCAUCCAUUAACCCCACCACUAUCAGAAAUCAUCUAAUGCACACAUGGAACUAGAAGGACAGAGCUUUGUCUCGUUUAAGGCAUUUGUUUUUUAAAUGUUGGUGCCAAAACACUAAAGCAGAAUGUUUCUGGAAACUGCAAGGUUGGUUUCAUGUGCCAAUCCAUGGAAGACAUUACACAUUUCUUAAUUGAGAUUUAUAUCAAAACAACCACAUGACCAGAAGUCCUUCUUGAAAUUCGGGUAGUAGAAUAGAUGUUUUUUUAAAAAAAUCUAGAUCAUUUUAAAUUAAUGGAAAAGCAGACAUAUGCAGGCUUUUUGGAUGGUAGCUUUAUCAGUGACUUCCUAAUGAAGUCACUGAUAAAUGAGAAAAGUGUUUACUGAAUCAAGUUUAAUAUCAAUGGUUAGCACUACAAAAUACCUUUCAUUGCAUUAUUAUCAGUACAAGAAAAACCUCUUAAUAUAGGUACAGAAACAGAUCUCACAGCAACAGUUUACAGGAUCAAAGAAGAACAACAAGGUUGUUUAUUUAUUCCUUGUGAUUGCAUUUAUUCCAGCUAGUUAAACUCCAUGCAGUUAUUGCUGCUGCUACAUAUUUAUUGCUACAAAAUUUAAAUUUAAAUGCUCCAGGAGUACCUGUUAAACAAUAUUUUAAAAUACAGUAUGUGAAGCCUUCCCUAAGCUUGUUUAUCAGUUUCACCUCACACAAGGUGUAUUGACACCACCCAAUCAUAAUAGUGUCAAAUAAUUAUAUAGUUCGAGGGAAGGUAAUGAAAUAAGGGUCACUUGAUGAUGGGGUAAAAACAAGGGGUGUUGAGGGUUUUCUCAAUCGCCCCCUCAUAGAGAAGAGCCAACAUGAAUUAUUGACAUUUGUAGAACUUCAUUUUAAAGGCCAAUCUCUACAUUGCUUGUUCUAUGAAACCUUCCAUUGUAACUGUCCAGUGUAUUGUCUAUUUUUGUCCUGACACAAUAGUUAAAAUGGAAAUCAGUAUACAGUACUCUAUGUGAGAAGAAUUUUCAAUAGUGGGAAAAUAUAUGAUCAGCAGGAAAACAGCCUUAAGGAAAGCUUGUAGGUGGUGUGGAGAGCUGUAACUAGCUCCCACAGUUUCGGUACCCUAAUGGUUAAGCCUGGGUCAUGUGAGACUGACUGGUCCUUUUUAGGAGAAAUGUGGGGGAAAUGAAUGAAUGAAUGAAUGAAUGAAUGAAUGAAUGAAUGAAUGAAUGAAUGAAUGAAUGAAUGAAUGAAUGAAUGAAUGGGGAAGAGAGUGGAGGAACAGGGAUAAACACCUGAAUCUGAGUGUGCAGUGGCUGUAUUAGUAAUAUACUGAGCCUACCUGCUCUAUGCUUCCCUCUGCUUGAAGAAGGUCUGGCAUAAGCACUAAGGUUGGGUAGGCUCACGCCCUUCCAUUUUUUCCAGCAGAUGUAGGUUAUGCUGUCUGUAUUUCAGCACCCUGGACCAAAGCCCCAGUUGUCCUGAUCAUCCCUCUUUCUUUAUAAACAGGAAACAGUUACUGUUUAUAUAUCAGAAAUUGACUGUCAUGGGGG
This is a messenger RNA of Pogona vitticeps (central bearded dragon), 4342 nucleotides long. NCBI's taxonomy places the organism in Eukaryota, Metazoa, Chordata, Lepidosauria, Squamata, Agamidae. The record is from RefSeq and is a predicted model, not a curated record.